Molecule: messenger RNA, 996 nt
Organism: Paramecium tetraurelia
Lineage: Eukaryota; Ciliophora; Oligohymenophorea; Peniculida; Parameciidae
Exons: 5
Source: RefSeq, a predicted model, not a curated record
AUGUUUAGAAACUAUUCAGUUUAAUCGGUUCCUCUUGUUUCAACUACACCUAUGUAUUAAUCUCUCAUCCAAGUUCAAUAACCUUAGCCAUAAAUUGUGAGAUAAAGACCAAUUCAUGUCGUCGAUUUGGAAUAGUAUGAUGAUAUUUGGAGAAAAAAGGUUGAAGACCUCGAGAAACAAUUAAGAGAACUAUAAAAGCAGAAACCAUAACCAGUGGUUUAAGCUCCAGAACCUGUCCUUGAAUUGCGAGCAGGUGCAGAUACUGACGAAUUGGAAAAAUAGAUAUAAUAGCUAUAAUUGGAAUUGUAUAAAACAAAGGAAGAUUAUGAAGACUUGUUAUAAAAGUACAAUGACAACCUUAGCGAAUUAGAACAAUUGAAAUGUAAUAUCUAAAAUAAUAUUUAAGAAUAAUUGAAAAAUCAUGUUUGUACUGAUAAUACUGCUGAGUUAAAAAAGAAAAUUGAAUAACAAGAUAAAGAAAUCCAAAGACUGAAGGCCUUACUUGCUUCUCAAGUGCCUGUUGCAAAUGAUGACUCUGAAUAAUUGAAGCUUUAUUAAUAAAGAAUCUCAGAAUUAGAACGUUAAUUACAGGAAUCAAUUUUAUAAGUUGAAAGAUAUAGAUAAGAGAAUUCAUAACUAUUAUCCUAAUUGAACUUCUUUAAGGAUUAAGUCAAUGAGAAGGAUGAAAAGAUUAAGGAUUUAGAAAAUUAAAUUGAAGAACUCAAUAAUGAAUUAGAUGGAAUGUAGGAUGAAUAGGAGGAGAUCAUUGAAUAAAGAGUAGAAACUAUUAGAAAGGAAUUGAAGAGUUGGAAGGAUAAAUUUUUAGCAUUAAAUGCUCAAUUUCAUGAUUAAUAGGAAAAAUUAAUGUUAACUGAAGCUGAAUUAGAUCAUAUUAAAAAAUAAGGAGGAGCUGGAACUAAAGGUAGCUAAGUAAUUACUACAACGACUACAACAAAAUAAUCUAAAUGAAAAUAAGUACAUUCUAAAAAUAAAUAU